AUGAUUUCCUAUAUUCUAAAUUAAAGUACGUCUUUCCAGACUAGUGAAAAUAAGUUUGAUGAAUUCCAUAGAGGAACAUAAACAUAUCGUUAUAGAAACAGUUAAUUAGAAGCCUAAAAAGAAAAGUUAUCCACUGAAUAUGACCCAUUGUAAGAAAGAACCAUAGGUGGAAAUGUAAAUAUCAUGUUUUCUAAGUUCUAGAUGAAAACAUAAUUUAAAAGAAAGAAUAAUGAAUUUGAUCCAAUCAACUGUGUAAAAAAUCUGAUAAACUUAUCUCUAAAUGUACUUGAAGAGGAAUUUUAAGUGAUUCAUUAAUAACAGAAUCAAAACAAUUAAUAUUCUCAUAUAAGUUUAGAAAUGUAAAUGAUCGACUAAAGUGAUAUUGAAGCAUUUUAGUUGCCACCAACGGCUCAAUAAUUUUAAUAACCUAACAAGAAAACACAUAAAAAGCCAAAGAACAAGAAAAAUAAAGUGGAUUCACAAAAAAAGCCCCAAAAAAACCAGACCUUCACCUAAAAACAACAUCAUCAACAACCAUAGAUUGAAUAAUAGAUUAAGGAGAAAUAAUGUAAUUAAACUUCUCCCUCAAAUUCUCAUAAGAUGAAGUAUUAAACAACUUCAUAAAAAUAAUAAAUAUUUAGUAGUUUGAAUCAAAUAUAGUUAAUAGAGCAGAAAUCUAAAAAGGAUUCGAGUGAUUUGGAUGCCUAAUUUAAUCAUGUAAAAUUAACAAGAUUAUAUAGAUUGGAGCCGUAAGUACUACAACAGGUAAUUCCUAAUCAGAAUCAGAUGACUGUCAAUUGCAAUAGGAUGAGAACAAUCAGAAGGACUCUUGUAUCUAAAAACAAAGCAACAAGGAGAAAUAUAAAAAGAAAAAUUAAAAUAACGUAGAAAUAGUUGGAAACAAACAAUAUCCAUAUUCUUCAUAGACUACUCCUAUUAAACGUAAAUAAUUAAACCUAAACAAAUCUAAAACACAAGAAAUCGAUGAGUUUGUGAAUAACAUACAAGUUAAGAGUUUUUAAAAUAAAAUACGAAAACGAAUAUGCUUCAAUAGAUUACAUUAUAUUAUUUCCAUGAAUUCAGACCUUAACAUUUAUGCUUAUGGAUCUUUCGAAACGGGACUCGAUUUAGAAGUGAGUGAUGUCGAUAUAGGAAUCUGGGGGACUUAAACGUUGAGUUAUAAUCAGAUAGUUAACUUUUUAUAGUCAAUAAAUUUACUAUUAAAAUAGACACCCUUUUUGGUCAAUUCAAAGUAUGAUUAUAUUCCAAUUGUAGACUAAUUCAAAGUCACAUGCCCAUCCUGAAAUUAGAACUUAAUCCCAAGACUGAGUUUUAUAAUGAGGAUGCUUAUAUUUAACAGAAUUGGCAAAGUUUCCAUUUGGAUCAAUAAGAUUCAGGUAGUUUAAGCAUUUUAAGUUAGGCAAAAUCAUUCAAGUGGAUUUAACUUGGAUUUAUUAGUGGAGCAAUAUAUACAACAAUCCACAUUUGGGAUUUGCUUCAACAACAAUCAUCAAGGAUUGGGUGAAUAGAUUUUAUUGGUAUAGGGAUAUAAUGCUCAUUUUAAAGUAUUUGCUCAAAUCCAAAAAUCUGAAUGAUGCUCAUACAGGUAUCACUUAUCAAGAUGAAUUUUGUAGGAGGAAUAUCUUCAUUUUGUUUGUCAAUAAUGUUAGCUGCCAUCUAUAUGUGCAAGCAUUACACUCAAAAUGAUAAAAAAUCUAUUCUUCUUGACUUUUUAAAAAAGUAUGCAACUUAAUUUGAUCCCUUAAAAGAGGGCAUUUACAUAGAUGGUUAUGGGUACAAAAAUUAUCUAGUCUAGGUAAUAAAACCCAUUUAUCGCCUUGGAUGAAUGUCCCCCAUAUAAUCCUCUCACAAUAUACUCACCAAUUAAUUACUAAAUAAUAUCUCAAAAAGCUAUUAGAUUUCCUGAGAUUUAGGAAGAGUUUAAAAAGCUAUAUGAACAUCUGAUGAAGUCUAAUAAAAUUCAAGAUUACUUUGAUAUUCCCUAAAAAGUGAAUUAAUAAUUAUUUAUAUGA
Messenger RNA from Paramecium octaurelia, 2033 nucleotides. The record is from the annotation of a GenBank genome assembly. NCBI's taxonomy places the organism in Eukaryota, Ciliophora, Oligohymenophorea, Peniculida, Parameciidae.